UUUGUCAUUUAUGACACGAUUCGAAUCAAUUCGAAUCUGAAGUCAGUGAAAAAGUAGUGUUUAUUACCUUUAAUUUUUAAUGGUGUGUCCUCUUUUACCGUCAAAAUAAAUGACAUUAUUUACGCAUAAAGUUGUUUAAAGAUUCAAACAAUGCGUAACAUUUAAUACUAUAAAAAGAAUAAUCCUUGCAAUACAUCGUAUAACUAUGUGUUAUUACUUUGUUAGAAGAGUUGAUAGGUCUAUUACUUAUGGAAAUUAGCAUUAUUUUAAGCUAAUUAAAAAGCAUGAGGAGAAGAUAUGGCUGAACACAGCAAUGAUUAUAUUUAUGAACGGCAGCUCUUUGCUGUGUUUGAGAGCUGUUUGACAAAAGGGCAGGAUGAACUAGACGAAAACGAUUUAUUUUCCAUCUGCAAUAAAUUACAUCUCCAUGGAUUAAUUGAGGAAUUGAAAUCAUGUAUUCGCAAACAUUGUCCGGAUAAGCAAACUAUAUCUUUUCAAGAAUUUCGGGACGGUUUAUUACUUUUGUUGAAAAAGUUCCAAGGAUUGACCACUGAUAAACAGCAUAUUGUACAGCCGUGCUAUAACUCAGGUACAUGCGAUGCUGAAAAGAGCGAAAUCUCGACCAGUGAACAGAAUAUCUCAGAGAUUCACCUUCAAAAUAUGAAAACCAAUGUAACAAUGGAUGAGAAUAGAUUGACACACAUGUGCGAAAAAGUAAAGGUUUAUUUAAGAAGUAACAUGGAUCCUGCAGCGAUACAAUUUAUGUCCAAUUGUUUAGGAAUUCCAGAACUUCCAAAGCAAAUAACAGAAUCCAUUUUUGAAAGACUUGAUCAAAAUUGCGACGGGUUGAUAAACUUUGACGAGUUCGUAAUUAUAUUUCAAAAUAGAAAAAAUAUAGAGGCUUUGCAAUUGAAUAAUGAAACUGACACCAAUAUUGUAAAUUGUGAUGUUAAUACUUUAGAUUUUACUCUAUGCAAGUCUCGUAGAAUGAGCUCGGUACAGCUUAAUAGAACUUUAGAUAAGGAGGAAGUUGCUGGUGUAUCCAAUAUAACUGUACUAUCAUCUAACAGAGAUCUCAGUGCUAUGAAUACUAGCCUUGCCGAAAUAACAAGUGUCAUAUGCAAUGAACUCAAGAAUUUGAAUGAAUCGUUUGAUAAUCAUAUCAUUCAGGCUCAUAUUACCUUACUGCAAGAAAUGGUUGUUGCUCAUCAGGACGAGCAACGCAAUCUAAAUGUUACAAUAGAGAACAUAAAAGUGGAAAGAGAGAAGAUGCGUAUUGAUAUGUUGGAAGCUAACGAACGAGCGAAUUUAUUAGUGCAGGAAAUUGAUGAAUGUCAAGUUCAAUUGGAACAAACGAAAAGAAAUCUACAGAGGCAGAGUGAACAACGUUAUGCUGAAAUUACAAAAGAAUUAUCGGAUCAGUUUAAUAUCGAACGAGAGAUUAAUGCUGCAGCACUAAAAUCAAAAGAUGAUCAGUUACAGGCAUUACAGAAAGAGAAUCACGACAUGAAGAAUAAAAUUGUAAAUAUGUUACAGGAGAAUCAAAUGCUUGAAGCGGAAAAUAAAUCUCUUCUCAAUCAAAUUGAAAAGCUGCGCCAAUCUAAUAAUGAUUUGUUAACUCAGAUAAAGGUAUUAGACGCGGAACAGGACGAAAUACAUAGUAUAGAAGCAAAGCAACAAGAGCAAGUGAAUUUCUUCGUCGAUCGUAUCAAGCAGUUGCAGUCAGAAAUAAUUCUCUUGCGUGAUCAAAAUGAUGAACUCAGCACGGAAUUGGAAAAUUCAAAAUGUUACGGUGAAGAUAUAAAAUAUGAAACAUCUGUCGAGCCACUCGAAUCUUUUGUUUUGUUACGCGAUCGGAAUGAAAAUCAUGCAUCGAUGCAAGAGUUUGAAAUGGAUCAACAGAUCGAUGCGAAAGUGUCGUUUGAUUUCCCAUCACCGAUGGAGACGGAACAACAGAUCGAUGUCUCAAAUUCUAAUGCAACAGAACACAAAAGACUUGAAGAUACAAUUAUAAAAGAUCUGGAAAAUGUAUUAUCGACAAAUACAAAAUGCGUUUCAGAGACAUGUACUUUGCGAGACAGUAUAUCAAGAUUAAUUGCUAAUCUGCAAUCAAAUUUUAUACUUCGUUCCUCUUCCACGCGAGAUUUCGGAAAGAGUAUAGCUUCUGAACUUGAAAUGGAAUGCGAGGAACGAACUAACGAAUCCUUGCGUGAUUUAGUCGUUUCGAAAACACCAAAGUCUAAUACUAAUGCGAAACGUAUAACGGCGUCGAGUAGCAUGGAAGAUUUUACUAGUCAAGAUGUGAAAAACAUAACGCAAACUAAGAUGACGAGUCUUAGAGAUUAUCCACCGCGAAAAGAAGAACAUUCCGUAGAUCAGUGUAAAAAUAAUAAGGAAAAAAUUAAUUCUUCCAGCAUUACCGAAGCCGAAAACAUUCCAAAAUCCGUGAUGACAAAAAUAGAAUUAUUCGAAAUUGAGAAGAAACAAUUAAUCGAACGUUGCCAAGAACUUGAACGAAGUUUAGACUUAUUAAAAGCAGAGUACGAAGAAUGUGAGGAUUAUUGGGCUGCUAAAUUGGAAGAGGAAAGACAACUCUUUGAGCAAGAACAAAAAAUGAGUGACGAUAAACUUGCCGAGCUUAUUAAUAAAAUAGUAGAAUAUGAGGAAUUAAUUAGUCCUUCGGAUAAAUCGAAAAAUAGCGACGGACGAUUGUCUCCUAUCGAAGAAAAGUUUACCUUGGAACAACAAUAUAUAGCUCUUGAAGAAGAAUUCGAGAAAUGGAGAAUAAAAACUGAAAACGACAUUUCGCAGAAGAAUUUAGAAAUUGGAGAUUUGCGUGAAAAAUUAAGAUUGGUAGAACAGCCAAUUACAAACGAUUCCUAUGUACAAGUGCCAGAUGAAAUUUUUUUGCCGACAAUGUCAGAUUCAUCGCAUUACAAAUCUUCCAGUACAUCUAGUAUUCCGUCUACGAACGAGCCAUUUAUGGAUCUAUGCGGCGCGAUUGACCAAACGCUUCAUACUUCUUCAAUGGAAUUUCUACUAUCCAAUGAUUCCAACAGACUUUUAAAACAAGAUCAUGUAGAUGGUCAUAAUCUGUGUAGUACCAAAUGUUGUGAAAUGAAAGAAAUAAAAAUUAUGAACAAACAUCAGAAGAUAGGAGAAAUAGAUCAAAAUAAUUCACAUAUUAACGCUAAGGCUAUGAUAGGCAUGAAAGAGGAAAAUAAGUGCGACUCGGAAUUAAAAUUUGCACAUGAUGUAAUAAAAGAAAUCAGCUGCCCGUAUACACAGAAUAAUGCACAGCAACAUGUAGGUUGUGUCAAUUUAAGCGUUUUGCAAGAUUUAAAAAUGAAACUUUACACACAAGAACAUAAGAAGCGAUAUUUGCAACGUUAUGUUAAACAGCAACGACAGUCUGUUGAGAAACUAUUGCAACAUAUUAUGGUGCAGCAUCAGUCAGAAGUGUGUGAAUUACAGUGCCUUCUUCGUAAUAGUCAAGAGAGGCUUCAAAUACAAGUUCAGACAACUAUUGAUCAGGCUGAUAAAUUAGCGAGUGCUGACAUAUUAGUGAAGGAUUUGUACAUAGAAAACGCAUAUCUAACGGCACAUAUGAAACGCUUGCAAGAACGAUGUCUCGCCUUAAGCGGCCUCAAUGUGGGAACGACUUCAAUGUGAUGUUUAAAUAGUUUUUACUAUUAUAAUAAAUUAAUGCGUUAUUGUAUUGAAUAAUUGUAUAUUUAUUUUUUUUAAUGCAAUUAUUAUAAUAUAUAUAACAAUGUCUAAGAGAUGUCGAUGAAUGGUGUUGCAGUGGAACUCAGGGAUGCAUAUGUAUGGUUGAGAAAUGUACAUUUAACACACUCUUACACAUACACAAGUGCCUUCUCAAUCUUUAAUUUAAUACAAUUAAAGUAAGAGAUUUCGCUUUAAUCGAUAUUAUAGAAUUAGCAGUAAAUAUAUCUAGGAAUGAUUGUUCUUUAAAUAUCAUUGAGUAAGGCACAGAGAGAACAAUGAUGCAAUGAUAUGUAUUACCAGAGUUAUUCUAUAAUUUUUCAUUAAAUGAGAGAAUAAUGUUUUUCUGUAUAUAAAUAUGUCGAUUCAUAAAACAAUGAUGUAGGUAUAAACAAAUUUCAAAUACAUUAAAUAUUUAAAGUGUAUAUACAUA
Molecule: messenger RNA, 4159 nt
Organism: Nylanderia fulva
Lineage: Eukaryota; Metazoa; Arthropoda; Insecta; Hymenoptera; Formicidae
Gene: Bsg25D
Product: blastoderm-specific gene 25D
Biological process (GO): microtubule anchoring at centrosome
Cellular component (GO): centrosome
Molecular function (GO): calcium ion binding
Source: RefSeq, a predicted model, not a curated record